AAUAGCACAAUUGAGAGUACAGUCAUCAGAGUCACAAUUAAAAGAGCUAUGAACAACAUUUGGAGUUGAUUUACUCGAUAAUUCUCAAACGCGCAAGGCAUUUUCUUUUUUCUAGCAACCAUCCCAGGUUAGCUAAGGUACACGAAGAGGAUCCCUGACUGGACGUUGAUGACGCGCAAAGCACUUUGGCGCGGAACUUUGUUUUGUAACUUGUGUCUGUGGACGAAAUAUCGUCGCCUGUCUUUGAACAGUAUGUGUCACUUUCAUCAUUCUGCAGGAUUUUGACAGCCAGCAACAUAACAUCGAUUUAACGUUAUAUAAGUGAAAUGAUGCGCAGAAAGCGACGCUCAUCUGUGGAUAAAGGAGAGGGAGCCCCUACAACCACUAAGGCAAAGAAGAGUCGCAGCACUGCCCGCCAACCAAAGCAAGCUGUUUCAGAAGAGACACAUGAAAGUGUAUUCUGCAUAUUUCUGAGAGAGGCAGGUGUCACCUUGAAAAAAGGCGGCACAUCCAACGAGAUUGCUGUCGACCAAGUAGUUUUUCAAAAAAGGGUUCAGCAACAACUACGGAAGAGUCCCAGGUACCCUGGAAUUGUACAGGAAUUCAUCACUGGAUUAGAGUCUCACAUUGAGGACCCUGAGAGGUUUAGGAAUUGCCUCCUUCCAUGUGUUCCACAAUUGUCUGAUGGAGAUGCCAGUUCUGUCAGCUCGUUCCAGGAAAGUCUGCUACGCAUGCUGUUGGGGAUUGAAAUGCUGCAGACUUCCAUCAUUAACACCUUGCUUGAGAAACUCCCUGAAUUUAUGUUAGAUGGUGCUGGAGAUGGAGGACUCAGUAUUCCACGUAUAAUUAUUAACCAGCUCAAAUGGCUAGACAGAGUUGUGGACAGCAAGGAGUUGGCAGCUAAGCUCAUGGAGCUGGUGUCAGUAGCACCUGUGGAUGUUCAGCGUGACAUCAUCACCAGUCUGCCAGAGAUACUGGAAGACUCCCAGCACAAUGACGUAGCCAGGGAGCUCAACUCUUUACUCCAGACGAACACUCAGUUGACUGUCCCCAUCCUGGAUGCCCUUUCUAGCCUGAACCUCAGUUCCUCAUUACUGACUGAGGUUCGUGGAGCAGUUAUGGCCACGUUGGCUGCUGUGCAACUGGAAGACCUACCUGUGGUUGUCAAGUUCAUCCUGCACUCUGUCUCAUCCUCGGAUGCAUAUGAGGUGGUGAGUAAUCUUCAUAAGAAGCUGGAGCUGGAGCAGUGUGUUCUUCCUCCAGUGCUGCAGGCCUCGCAGAGCCGCACGAUAAGCAGAGGAGCAGCAGUGUCAGCUUCCACACCAGCAGCUGGCAGCAGCAUUACAUUGAUACUGGACGGCAUCAAGUCAGCAGUGAGAUUCCAGAAAACUAUUUCUGAGGCUUGGCUCAAGGCAAUAGAAUCUGUGAAUGAAGCAGAGGACCAUAAGGUAAUAGAUCUGCUGGUGCUGUUCAUCCUCCAUUCCACCAAUGCCAACCAGAGCCGACGGGGUGCAGAGAGGGUGCUGAAGGUCAAAGUAAGGACUGGACGAAUCCAGGAGGCUCUGCUACAGAAGACCUUCAGGGACUAUUCUCAGGUCAUGCGAGGGUAUUUCCCCUCCAUCCUGUCUGUGGCUCAGAGUCUGCUACGCUCCCCUGACCCCUGUGUGGUGCCUUUUGGUGGACACAUGUACCGACUCUCAUUCACUGUGUUUGACUCUUACUGCCAACAGGAGGUGGUGGGCUCUUUAGUAACCCAUGUCUGCAGUGGUGUGGGUGGGGAGGUGGACACGGCUCUGGAGCUACUCUGUGGUCUGGUUAAAGAAAAGCCCUCAGAAAUGGCUCUCUAUGCUGUGUUUGUGAAGGGAAUUUUGGACUAUAUGGACAACCUCACGCCACAGCAAAUCCGCAGACUCUUCCACCUCCUGAGCAGACUGGCCUUUGGGCAACAGCAGCAAGGAUCUCACAUCCAGGAUGACAUGCACAUCGUGAUCCGCAAACAGCUCUCCAGCACUGUGCCCAAAUACAAGCGUAUUGGCAUCAUUGGUGCUGUCAUGAUUGUAGGCAGCAUGGGGGCCUUCAGGCCUAAAAUGAAGGAGCCACAGAAUGGGUCUUUACCCCAGGAGACGUUCAGACAGCUGACAGCCCUGUUGGAGCUUGUGAGGUCGAGCAGUGAAAGCUCACCUGAGGCUGCAGCGCUGUACUAUGAUGAACUGGCCAAUCUGAUCCUGAGCUCUACCCUGGACCCACAGGUGCAGGAAAACAUUGCAAAGAGUGUCCUAGAUGACUUUCAGGAUGACUUUGUCGUGGAUCUAGGCCCGGACAUAACAGGUUCCUUCCCUUUCCCGGCCCGUGUUAUGUACAACUUGGAUGAGGAGGAGAGUCAGGGAGGCAUCGCCAUCAACCUGCUGCCUCUGCUGGCCAAAGACCUCAAGAACAAAGGGGAGCAGCAGAGUCAAACCAAGAAGGCACACAAGCGAGUGUCUCCUCUCUGUCUGUCUCCGUUUUUUCGCCUCCUGAGGUUGUGUGAGGAGAAGCAGCAUCAGGGAGACCUAGAGGAAAUUGAUGCUCUGCUGGGCUGCCCUCUGAUCCUAACAGACAUGGAUGUAGUAGAGAAAAUAGAGAGUCUGUCAAAAGCUGAGAGAGAGUUCCUCUGUACUUUGCUCUUUCACACCAUCAACUGGUUCAGAGAGGUCAUAAAUGCAUUUUGCACUCAAAAAGAAACUGAGAUGAAGAUGAAAGUGAUGACUCGUCUGCAGAACAUCACCUACCUUCAGACACUGUUGGAGAGGGCUUUGGCUGGAACACCUGGCUACGUUCCACCUGUUGCUAACUUUGAUGGAGAAAGCACAGACGGAGUAAUACUUAGUUCUGCUGCUUCUGUGAAUAAGGCAAAGAAAGAUGGCAUAGGAAAGAAGAGGAAGGCCCCUGUUAAGAGUUCCUCAGAAAGCAGCUGUCAGCUUGAGGACACGACUGAAGUGAAUGAAACUCAGCAGGAGCAGCCAGAGAAAGAGAAAGAAAAGGAGAUCCGGCAAGGAGUCAGCCUGUUGUCCUACAGACAGUUUUUCAGGGAGCUGGACAUGGAGGUGCUUAGUGUGCUGCAGUGUGGCCUGCUGUCUCGCUCACUGUUGGACUCUGAGCUCAACACCAAGGUGCGGGAGGAGGUCCUGCUGGGUCCUGCUGAGCUGGUCCUCCUGCUGGAGGAUAUGCUUCGAAAACUGGAGUUCAGUCUUACAGCUGCCCCUGCCAAGAGAGCCCCUUUCCUCAAGGGAAGGGCCGAUAAAAGUGUGGGCUUCUCCCAUCUACAACAGAGGAGCUCCAAGGAUUUUGCUUCCUACUGUGUCCAGCUGCUGCCUGCCCUCUGCUCACACCUAGAGGACUGUCACAACCAUUUUCAGACACUGCUGUCUGAGAACAACGGUGUUGUGGAUGGACCUGCCACAGAUGUACAGGAGCACCAGUUAAUGUCAUCUAGCUACCAGCUGCUCCUGCAGGUCCUGAACACCACCUUCAGCUGGUCCGGAUUCAGUCUGCCAGGUCAGAGAUGCUUACUGAAGAAAGCCCUUGGAGUAUUGGCUGAACGACUCAAAGAAGGACAUUCUGAGUUGACCCUGGAACAGCUUGUAAAACAAAGCUUUGAGUACCUGCUGAACUUCCGCAGCACGGUGCCAAGUCUCAGUACUGCACUGUGUCUCUCCCAGCUUCUGUCCACUGUGUCGGAGAAAGGAGGGAACCCCGCGACCUACAGCGAGCAGAUCGCUUCCCUAGCAAAACGUUUCCUGAGCCAAGACUGGGUGACAGCCAGGGGAGAAAAAGAGCGAGGGAACAAAUUCAAUGAAGUACUUCACACUCUCCUAAGCAUCUACCUGGAACACGUUGAUGAUGUUCUUAAGGCAGUGGAGGAAAUAGCAGGAGAAGGAAUCCCUGAGCUCCUCAAUGCGUCGAAAGAUGAGAGCUCUGCGUCAUGGCCUACUCUCAGCAGGCAAACAUUCCUGGUGUUCUAUAAAGUGAUGAUGGCAGAGCUGGAUAAAGCUGUCAGGAGGAUUCCUGCUGGCAAAAUCAGUGACAACACUGAGGCUCAGAGUGAGAAGCUGCUGACAUGGAACCUGGCUGUCAGAGACUUUCACAUCCUGGUCAACCUAGUUAAGGUGUUUGAUUCUAGGCCAGUGCUCAAUGUGUGCCUAAAGUAUGGCCGACUUUUCUUGGAAACCUUCCUGAAGUUGGGGAUGCCGCUACUGGACUACAGUUUCAAAAGGCACAAGGAGGAUGUCCAGAGCCUACUGAAGACCUUCCAGCUCAGCACCAGGCAGCUCCAUCACAUGUGUGGACAUUCUAAGACUCACCAGGAUACAAGCUUGACCAGCCACGUGCCAGCCUUGAAGAAGAGCCUCGAGCUGUUUGUGUACAGAGUGAAGGCGACUCUGACACUUAAUAACUGUCAGGAGGCAUUUUGGAUGGGCAACCUGAAGAACCGCAACCUGAAGGGUGAAGAGAUUCUUUCUCAGAGGUCACAAGGAAGUGACGAUGAGGAGGAGGAGGAGGAGGAGGAGGAGGAGGCGCAACGUUCACUGCUGCCUCAGGAACAGUCAGAGGAUGAGGCCCAGGAGAGCAACUCUGAGGAAAGUAAGAAGAUUAACAGAGACGAAGAUGUGGAGCAAGAUAUUACAGAUAACUCUGAGUAA
Messenger RNA from Xiphias gladius (swordfish), 4679 nucleotides. RefSeq names its product FA complementation group D2 (gene fancd2). The record is from RefSeq and is a predicted model, not a curated record. Gene Ontology annotation, molecular function: DNA polymerase binding. The transcript has 44 exons. Gene Ontology annotation, cellular component: nucleus; condensed chromosome. NCBI's taxonomy places the organism in Eukaryota, Metazoa, Chordata, Actinopteri, Istiophoriformes, Xiphiidae. The coding region runs from base 327 to 4679 and encodes 1450 amino acids. Gene Ontology annotation, biological process: mitotic intra-S DNA damage checkpoint signaling; homologous chromosome pairing at meiosis; interstrand cross-link repair.